AUGCCAACAGCAGUGAGUUGUUCAUUAUUGGCGGGUAUUUGUGCAGUUAUCGAGUUCCAUCAUAUGUUUGAUUAUUCUUUUCUCAAAUGGAGUCACAAAUGGCUACUUGCUGCAGUGAGUUUCUUUUUACCAUCUUGA
This is a messenger RNA of Dracunculus medinensis (Guinea worm), 138 nucleotides long. Lineage: Eukaryota; Metazoa; Nematoda; Chromadorea; Rhabditida; Dracunculidae. The record is from the annotation of a GenBank genome assembly.